AUGCCAUCCCAUUCAGCCUACGCCACCCUCGGCGUUCCUCGGGGCGCAACGGCCAAAGAGAUCCGCAUUGCAUACCGCGACAAGUGCCUGCUCCUGCACCCCGACCGCACGGCUGCACCGUCACGCGGGUCGUCCGCUGCAUUCCUGGCGGUGCAGGAGGCGUAUGAGACUCUCAAGGAUGAUCUGCGGAGGCGGGAGCACGAUGCGUCGCUCACUGCUCGAGCUCGUCGACCGCGUUACGACCCGGAGCUCGACUCGCCCGAGCCAGCACCGAGCCGGCCGAACGGUCCCGCACUCAGCAGUCUGUCCACCGCCGCGCUCGGCGUGAUUGCGGACGCCGCUCUGCUGGCAGCCGACGGCGAGGAGACGACGAGCCCAUUCGCGCUGCCGCAGCAGAGCGGCUUUGCGCCUCUGCACGGCGUCGCUUGCAGGAUUGGAGCGCCGUCGGGCUCCGCGCCGCCGUUGGCCGUGUUUGUACUGAGCGAGCUGCCGGUGCACGCGCUCAUGCUCGUCCGCGGCCACUGGCUACUCGUUCACUCGGGGGUAACCAAACAUAAGGUGCACGCGCUGAUGCUCGAGCGGCUGCGCGGCUACUGCGAGGGAUGGUGCGAGGAGCAGGCGCUCUUCCACGCGUCGAAGAGCUUGGAGUAUGAGAGUGACAGAGUGGUCACCGAGUGCAGUACAACCCAGGCGCUCCUCGACGCAAAGCAGAGCGUCGCGCUCAAGGCAACCGACGACUGGGGCGGGGUGUCGGGCGAGGUGUCGCCUCACCCUCUGCCCGGCGACUUGUCGCGGCUGGAGCGCUGCCUCCGCGCGCCGUGCCACUUGGGCGCGCCCGAGGGCGUCCUUGCAGGCGAGCCCGAGGUGCUUCACGUGGGCGCACCUCUCGACGCUGCGGCGCUCGUGCGGAGUGUCGGCGCCGAGCCGGCGCGGCGCGCGCUCGAGCGGCCGUGGACGGCGUCUCCUCACGCCUGCAGCUGCGACACAGGCGCCGAGCCGGUGGCGUGGGAGGGCUCCGGCGGCUGGGUGCGCGCGCAGCUGCUCUCCCACUUCGCCGCGCUGGGCGAGGCCGCGGCGCGCGCCGUGCUGUCGGGCAGCGCGGCGUCGCUCUCGGCGGAGUAUGGCGCCGAGUGGGCGCGCGCGGCUGGGCAGAGACGGCCGGACCCAAAGGAGACCUCCGGACGCAGCGUCUCCGUCUCUCCCGCAGGUGCGCGGCUGGGCAGAGACGGCCAACUUUGGCCGCUGGGCGAGCGGCGCGGGCGUGCACGCGGCGGCUCGCCUCCCUAG
This is a messenger RNA of Emiliania huxleyi CCMP1516, 1287 nucleotides long. RefSeq lists its product as hypothetical. The coding region runs from base 1 to 1287 and encodes 428 amino acids. The transcript is spliced from 6 exons. NCBI's taxonomy places the organism in Eukaryota, Haptophyta, Isochrysidales, Noelaerhabdaceae. The record is from RefSeq and is a predicted model, not a curated record.